Lizanozyma spartinae is the source of this 3426-nucleotide messenger RNA. RefSeq names its product Trk1p (gene TRK1). Gene Ontology annotation, cellular component: plasma membrane. The transcript has a single exon. The coding region runs from base 1 to 3426 and encodes 1141 amino acids. Gene Ontology annotation, biological process: intracellular potassium ion homeostasis; potassium ion import across plasma membrane; cell wall macromolecule biosynthetic process. NCBI's taxonomy places the organism in Eukaryota, Fungi, Ascomycota, Pichiomycetes, Serinales, Debaryomycetaceae. Gene Ontology annotation, molecular function: aminoacyltransferase activity; high-affinity potassium ion transmembrane transporter activity. The record is from RefSeq and is a predicted model, not a curated record.
AUGGAUGGAAGCUCUUUAAAGUCAUUGUAUAGCUUCAAAGAGGGCUUUGGAAAACAAGUUCGAGAUACUAUUCAUAGUGUUGGUCAAACCAUAGACCCUAUUGUUAAAAAGUUUAUUCCAAACUUCAGAGCCGCUCAUUAUGUUUAUAUUAUAUCGUGGUGUAUCGUUGGUUCUAUCCUUGUCUAUCCAACACAUAAUUUGGCAUAUAUUGAUGCAUUAUUUCUAGCCACUGGUUCGGCCACUCAAGCUGGGUUGAACACCACAGAUGGUAAUCUAUUGAAAUUAUAUCAACAAAUUGUUGUCUACAUGAUAGCAAUGGUUACUACCCCCAUUUUCAUUCACGGGUCUCUUUUGUUUGUUCGGUUAUAUUGGUUUGAGCGGUAUUUCGAUAACAUUAAGGAACGUUCAAAAUUGAACUUUAAAAUGAGACGUGAAGCAACUUUGGCAAGAACAAGAACCUAUAAUUCUUUUGAUCCCACUAUGAGAAACACAUACGUAAACCAAGGUCUUGGAUUACGUAAAAGGAAUAGUCGAGCUACCUCCUUGCGAAGGAGAAGCACAGGAGGUAUGUAUUCUCGUACGUUGGUUUCGAACUCAGCCCAAAGAGGGAAUGCUGGCAGGGACACAAGCCAGGGCCUUCGACCUGGUCUUGAACCACUUCGCAGGAACUCCUCUACUUCGUCUCUUUCGUACCGCAUUGAAAAGCCAAAUAAUCAGCUGGUUGAACAUCUUACAGAACCUUCAAGUGAAAAUGAAGAUGAAAUUGAGCUUUCAGAACAACCUCAUCAAAAUGGUUCUCUAGUACAUGAAGAGCAUGAUUCUCUUCAACAAAAUCAAGAACCUGAAGGUAUCAAAUUUGCAGAGUUGCCUCACCCUUCAAGAAGACCAAAUGGCCAUUCCAGGCACCCUUCAAAUCUGAAACCUUUAACUUCUGGACCUCGUAGAAAUACUGUCGAUCCUUCAGAUAUGUAUCGUUCUAUCGCAAUUAUGCAAGAGAAUAAAAAGCAAGAGAAGUGUGAAAAGGAAGUUUCUGGAAUCAAUGGUGAUGAUGAUGAUGAUGAUGAUGAUGUUCUCAUCAUCAGGCCCCCGAAUGAGAUUGAAAAUGAUGUUUCAGGGUCAAUUUACACAACAAAACUGUCUAAAAAAGAAAGAGCCAACUCAAAGCUCAGACGUUCUUGGAAAUCUCGGAAAUGGUCAUCGAAAUUUAGAAAUAAUUUCACCAACACCCAAAGGCAUCCACGAGCAUCCUCUCCUGUUUCAGAGGGUGCGGAUGACGAAGGUUCAAUUGAUUCAGAGUAUGAUAGUGAAUUUCAGAAGUUGAAGGAAAAAUUGAAGAGAAAUGAUCAUAACAAUGAACAUGCGAUUACAGAUGAUGAAGAUGAGGGCAACGAUGGUAAUGACGAAGAAGAUAAAGCGAGCAAAAAUGCUGAUAAUCAUGAUGAGGAGGAGGAGGAGGAAGAAAACUCGGACUCAAGUAUUAUUUCAGAUGACGGUUCUGCUGCUCUCAGUAGUAACGAUGAAGAUGAUGAGAACGAUGAAAAUCGUGAAAAUGGUGAUGAAGAUUAUUUCAACUAUAAGGGAAAAUAUAAGGAAGAUCUAGACAGUAGUUCCAACUCAAGUCCUCAUUUAAACAUAGUGCUUCCUGAUAGGCAUGGAACGAAUACUUCAGAUGGGAAUCAAAUGAGGUCUCCUACAUUUGAUCGUUUCUUUUCACCAGCAAAGAAUUUCGGUAAGAAAACCAGGAAAAGUAUAUCCAAAACCACUAGUCGUGGGUUAAGGAAAUUGGGUAGUGGGUUUAUUCGGUCAAAUUCAUUUGCCGUUUCGGAGUCUAAUAGAGUUAAUACUGGUCCCAGUAUAAAUUCACAUGAUGGUGAAGAAUACGAUGACUAUGAUAAUGAUGAUGAUGAUGGUGGUGAUGCUGAUGAUGGUCGAAGUUAUUAUACUGAUAUUGAAAACAAUUCAUUACGUAAGAUGAGUACCAAUUACUUGUCUUGGAACCCUACAGUUGGUAGGAAUUCAACUUUUAUUAAUUUAAGUGAUGAUCAGAAGGAGGAACUUGGUGGUGUUGAAUAUAGAGCUGUUAAGUUACUCAUUAAGAUUUUGCUUGUUUAUUACAUUGGUUUUCAUGUAAUGGGAGUUGUGGCCUGGGUGCCAUACAUUUUGAAAACACUUUAUUACAAACAUAUAGUUAAUGUUCAAGGGUUGAAUGCUGUUUGGUGGGCAAUUUUCACUGCCCAAUCUUCUUUCAAUGAUUUGGGUUUAACAGUUACAGCUAACUCUAUGGCUGGGUUUUCAAAUUCGGUUUAUAUUCUUGUAUGGUCUUCAUUUUUUAUUGUUAUUGGGAAUACGGGGUUCCCCAUUUUUUUACGGUUUUUGAUUUGGAUUAUGUUCAAGCUUUCAAAGCCUUUAUCAUUAUUUAAUGAAUCAUUGGCUUUCCUCUUGGACCAUCCACGUCGUUGUUUUACUUUGUUGUUUCCCUCCGUUCCAACAUGGUGGUUAUUCAUUGUGUUGGUUGUUCUCAACUGUAUUGAUUUGUUGCUCUUUAUCGUUUUGGAUUUGAACAGUGAUUAUUUGAAGAAAAUUCCCAUUGGAUACAGAAUUUUGGACGGAUUGUAUCAAGCAUUCAGUACCCGUACCGCUGGGUUCACAGUGGUUGAUUUAUCCCAGUUGCAUCCAGCAGUCCAGGUCAGUUACAUGUUGAUGAUGUAUAUUUCUGUUCUUCCAUUGGCUAUUUCCAUCAGGCGUACAAACGUUUAUGAAGAACAAAGUUUGGGAGUUUAUUUGAAAGAGCAAAACCCAGAACAUGAUAUAGAUGAAAGCAAAAGUUCACAUUUUAUUGGUGCACAUUUAAGAAACCAAUUGAGUUUUGAUUUGUGGUUUAUAUUCCUUGGACUUUUCAUUAUUUGUAUUGCUGAGGGCAAUAAGUUGGAUAAAAAUAAUCCUAGUUUUAGUGUUUUUGCCAUUUUAUUUGAGAUCAUAUCUGCUUAUGGUACCGUGGGGUUGUCAUUGGGCUACCCUGGUACCAAUACUUCAUUUUCUGCUCAGUUCACCACCUUGUCCAAACUUGUUAUCAUUGCCAUGAUGAUUAGAGGUAGACACAGAGGGUUGCCCUAUUCUUUGGAUCGUGCCAUUAUGUUGCCCAAUAAGAUGAUGGCUAAGAGGGACCAUGUACAGCAAGAACAUGCAAUCAGAAGAAAUACCACCAUGGAUUCAAGAGGAAACACCCUAUUCAGAAACAGUUUCAGUUUUGAUGCUCCUAAUGACGUUCUGAGUACAAGCGGUAGUAGUCAUCUAACUCCAAACAAACACUCCGAUAGAGGAUUACUUAGACGGGUGAUAACAAGCGGAGGGGAUAUUUUUGAGAACCCAGGAAGAGUGUUACUUAAUAGAAAACGAACAACGGGUGCAACUGCCAAUUAUGUUUGA